This is a messenger RNA of Mytilus californianus (California mussel), 1146 nucleotides long. Its product is annotated as U6 snRNA-associated Sm-like protein LSm2. Gene Ontology annotation, biological process: mRNA splicing, via spliceosome. The coding region runs from base 116 to 406 and encodes 96 amino acids. Gene Ontology annotation, molecular function: RNA binding. Lineage: Eukaryota; Metazoa; Mollusca; Bivalvia; Mytilida; Mytilidae. The transcript has 4 exons. The record is from RefSeq and is a predicted model, not a curated record. Gene Ontology annotation, cellular component: P-body; Lsm1-7-Pat1 complex; U4/U6 x U5 tri-snRNP complex.
AAAUUUUGGAAAAAAUAAAUACAAAGAAACAUUAUGGCUAAUAAAUUUAUGAAUAAAGAUUCUAUCUAUCUUUAUUUCUAGUGAAGUCUCCUUUAUGACGAGAUAAAAAUCCAAAAUGUUGUUUUACUCUUUCUUCAAAUCUUUAGUUGGUAAGGAUGUGGUUGUGGAACUAAAGAAUGAUUUGAGCAUAUGUGGUACAUUACAUUCAGUAGAUCAGUUCCUGAAUAUUAAAUUAACAGACAUACAGGUCACAGAUCCAGAUAAAUAUCCACAUAUGUUAUCAGUGAAGAAUUGUUUUAUUAGAGGUUCAGUAGUCAGAUAUGUACAGUUACCUGCAGAUGAAUGUGAUACACAAUUGUUACAAGAUGCAGCAAGAAAAGAGGCUGCUCAGAACAGACAGAGAUGAACUAACAGUUUUAUCAUUGGUGCAAUAACUAUGUAACAUUGUUUUUUAUUGGAUUGGAAUGAACAGGAGCAAUUCCAUCAGAAGUCCUGUGCCAGAGUUCCGAAAAUUUGUGAUGCAACUAUUUGUUAAACAUAUUUUUUUAAGGAGCUGUAUUGACGACUGUGUUGAUAGAAAAGAUGUAUUUUGUAGAAACAUAGGGCAACAUGUCUGGUUUUGAAACCAGAUAUGCUUUGCAUCUUGAAUAUAAUCAUUGACAAGCAUAAAGGUGUAAAAAAAAAUGCCAUUUCAUAAAUCAUUAUCGUUUUUUUUUUCUAGAGAAUGAAUCUCCUAUUUCAACAUUGGUCACAGUAUUUUCUUUUUCUUUUGUAAUUUGUAAGUAGGUAGAAAUCACUCAACCUAUGCCAACAUUUUCAAAUUUAAGGAUUCUAUGUUGGUGUAAAUUUUGUACUGCACGAACAUCCUUUAGUUAUUUUUUACUUUAUUAUUUUUUAAAAGCAUUUCAUCAACUUGUUGCCAGUUUUAAAUCCUUAUAAAUGAUAUUUUUGUAAUUGAUAAACGUAUUUAAUAGUAAAGAUUUUGUUCAUUAUAUAUUAAGCCAAAUUUCUCUAUAGAACUUUAAAAUUACAAAAUAAGGAAAAGGAAAGAUUUCCUUUGUAUCUUAAAAUGUAUUUUUGAUGAUCAUUCAUUUUCAAAGAUGUAUCAAAAUUCUUAUCAAACAUAAAAUUUUAGUAAAUCUGGUA